AUGGCAAGCUUAGCUCUUUUUCUGACUUUAGCGGGCACCCUAGUUGGCCAGGUCAUUGCGCAGGCCCCACAGUAUGGACAGUGUGGAGGCCAGGGAUGGUCAGGAGCGACGACCUGCGUCUCUGGAUGGACUUGUACAUACUCCAACCCAUAUUAUUCCCAAUGCCUUCCCGGAGCUGCCUCCAGCAGUGCACCCCACACAACAUCAACCGUCCCCGGAGGGUCAACCACGGCGCCAUCGUCAACGACAACCGCAGCUGGUGGAUCAUCCACUCUCCAGGCGGGAUACUCAUUCAUAAGAGCUGUUGAAGAUCCAAAUUUCCACAAGUACCUGCAGUCUGAGGUGCUCAACACUGCGUCGGAUGCCGUACUCGGAGAACCUAGCACGGCCGCUCAGUUCCAGAUUACUGGAGGACAACUGAUCCAGAACGCUAACGGAAAGAACCUGUAUGCUGUGGUCGAGCCUCGUGCAAAUUCUACAGUGGUGAAGCUAAAAGUUUCGUGGUCAACUACGCCAGCCACCAGCGGCACGUUUGUUUUCAGUGGCGAUACGGUUGAGUGGAGCAACCCCAGCAUCACACGACCACAGAACAAUGCAUGGCUGGUUUGCCCAGAUGCUGCAGGCAACAAAGACUUGUAUGUUAACCUUGGCGCGUACUCCUACCAGACACCAGCUGGAUGCGCUGACGAGACUAUCCACGCCUACACUGGAGCGACUGCCACAGCGUAA
Messenger RNA from Psilocybe cubensis, 729 nucleotides. RefSeq lists its product as uncharacterized. Gene Ontology annotation, cellular component: extracellular region. The transcript is spliced from 4 exons. Lineage: Eukaryota; Fungi; Basidiomycota; Agaricomycetes; Agaricales; Agrocybaceae. The record is from RefSeq and is a predicted model, not a curated record. Gene Ontology annotation, molecular function: cellulose binding. Gene Ontology annotation, biological process: carbohydrate metabolic process. Bases 1 to 729 code for a protein of 242 amino acids.